AUGCAGAUCACCGAGAUAUUUUUCGACUGCGACAACACCCUCGUCCUGUCCGAGGAGCUGGCCUUCGAGGCCUGCGCCGACCUGGCCAACGAGAUCCUCGAAGCAAAUGGCAUUCCCGACCGCUACACCGGCGACCAGCUCAUCAAGGACUUUGUCGGCCAGAACUUCCGCGGCAUGAUGGUCUCCCUGCAGGCCAAGUAUAAAUUUGAAAUCGAGAAGGACGCCCUGGAGGCCUAUGUCAAGAAGGAAGAGGACAAGGUCAUUGCGAAGUUGGAAGCCAAGGCUAAGCCCUGUGUCGGCGCCAACGAGGUCUUGGACAAGCUCUUCGCUUCCAAGAAGUACGGUCUCGCUGUCGUUUCCUCGUCGGCGCUCCGUCGCGUGCAGGCAUCUAUCAAAAAGGUCGAUCAGGACAAGUACUUUGAUGCGGACAAGGUCUUCAGCGCCGCCACUUCGCUUCCCACGCCGACUACCAAGCCCGACCCGGCCAUCUACCUGCAUGCCCUGGAGAAGGUUGGCAAGACAGCGGCCGAGACGAUUACGGUGGAAGACAGCAAGUCCGGUGCUCUCUCUGCUAUCCGGGCUGGCAUUCCCGUCAUUGCAUAUGUUGGCAGCUAUGAUGGCGAGAUGCGGGAGGAAAUGGGUCAGCGCUUGAUGGACCUCGGCGCGAAGGUCCUCAUGCGAGACUGGUCUGAGUUCGAGAAAUGCCUUGAGUAUCUCGAGAACGCUCCCGCUGACAUCCCUCAAUCGAGCCUGUGA
Messenger RNA from Penicillium argentinense, 756 nucleotides. RefSeq names its product HAD family hydrolase. The record is from RefSeq and is a predicted model, not a curated record. The coding region runs from base 1 to 756 and encodes 251 amino acids. The transcript has a single exon. NCBI's taxonomy places the organism in Eukaryota, Fungi, Ascomycota, Eurotiomycetes, Eurotiales, Aspergillaceae.